AUGUCUGAAGGAAACGUGAAGCCCCCGGUUGUGGCCGAAGCGCACGAAGUCGACACAUUCCACGUUCCCAAGGCGUUUUACGAGAAGCACCCGCAUUCAAGGCCUCACCUCGAAAACCUCGAAGAGUACCAGAAGCUGUACAAAGAGUCCAUUACCGAUCCAAAGACUUUCUGGGGCAGAUUAGCGCGCGAACUGCUCACGUGGGAACGCGACUUCCAGACCGUACACUCGGGUAGCUUUGAGCAUGGCGAUAAUGCGUGGUUCUUGGAAGGCAGACUGAAUGCCAGCUACAACUGUGUUGAUCGUCAUGCCUUCAAGGACCCUAACAAGCCGGCCAUCAUUUACGAGGCCGACGACGAGGGCGAUGGCCGCAUCAUCACAUACGGAGAGCUACUCCGCCAGGUCUCCAAGCUAGCCUACACACUCAAAGAAAUGGGCGUAAGAAAGGGUGACACAGUCGCUCUUUACUUGCCCAUGAUUCCAGAGGCCGUCAUCUCCUUUUUGGCAUGCACGCGCAUCGGUGCUGUCCACUCAGUCGUCUUCGCCGGCUUUUCGUCUGAUUCACUACGCGACCGCAUCAACGACGCCGAGUGCAAGGUUGUCAUCACCACCGACGAGGGCAAGCGCGGAGGCAAGACCAUCAGCACCAAGAAGAUUGUUGAUGAUGCUCUGAAACAAUGUCCCGGCAUCAGCCACUGCUUGGUUUACAAGCGCACUGGCGCCGAAGUCCCCUGGACCAAGGGACGUGACUGGUGGUGGCACGAGGAGGUCGAGAAGUACCCCAACUACAUUGCACCAGAGCCUAUGAACUCAGAAGACCCUCUUUUCUUGCUCUACACAUCGGGUUCGACUGGUAAGCCCAAGGGUGUCAUGCACACAACAGGUGGUUACCUCCUUGGAGCAGCAGCAACUGGAAAGUACGUCUUCGAUAUCCACGACAAUGAUGUCUUUUUCUGCGGUGGUGAUGUAGGUUGGAUCACAGGACACACAUACGUUGUAUACGCUCCUUUGCUGCUUGGUGUUGCUACCGUUGUGUUUGAAGGUACCCCUGCUUACCCCAACUUCUCGCGCUACUGGGAUAUCGUGGACAAGUACAAUGUCAGCCAGUUCUACGUAGCGCCCACUGCACUGCGGCUACUCAAGCGUGCAGGCAAUGAGCACGUCAAACACAAGAUGAAGAACCUAAGAAUACUCGGAUCCGUUGGCGAGCCGAUUGCUGCAGAAGUGUGGAAGUGGUAUUUCGAGACUGUCGGCAAGGAGGAGGCACAUGUUGUUGAUACGUACUGGCAAACUGAGACGGGCUCGCACGUGAUUACACCCCUGGGUGGUAUCACCCCUACCAAGCCUGGGUCCGCAUCUCUUCCCUUUUUCGGUAUUGAGCCGGCGAUUAUCGACCCCGUCUCCGGCGAGGAGAUUCACGGUAACGAUGUUGAGGGUGUAUUGGCGUUCAAGCAACCUUGGCCAAGCAUGGCACGCACAGUCUGGGGAGCACACAAGCGAUACAUGGAGACAUAUCUGACGGUAUACAAGGGGUACUACUUCACUGGAGACGGUGCCGCACGUGACCACGAGGGCUAUUACUGGAUUCGAGGACGCGUCGAUGACGUUGUCAACGUUUCUGGGCACAGGCUGUCGACUGCUGAGAUUGAGGCGGCACUUAUUGAACACCACCAGGUGGCUGAGGCGGCAGUAGUGGGAAUCCAUGACGAACUGACAGGCCAAGCGGUCAACGCCUUUGUGGCGCUCAAGGACGGCACAGAGUCAAGUGACCAAGUGAAGAAGGACUUGGUAAUGCAAGUGCGCAAGUCGAUUGGUCCGUUUGCCGCACCAAAGGCAAUUUUUGUAGUGCCAGAUCUGCCCAAGACGCGAUCCGGCAAGAUUAUGCGACGUAUAAUGCGCAAGAUUCUAGCUGGAGAGGAGGACCAACUGGGCGACAUCACAACGCUUUCGGAUCCGUCGGUAGUCGACAAGAUCAUCGACAUAGUGCACCAGUCGAAGAAAAAAUAG
Molecule: messenger RNA, 2007 nt
Organism: Pyrenophora tritici-repentis Pt-1C-BFP
Lineage: Eukaryota; Fungi; Ascomycota; Dothideomycetes; Pleosporales; Pleosporaceae
Product: acetate--CoA ligase
Cellular component (GO): cytosol
Molecular function (GO): AMP binding; acetyl-CoA synthetase activity
Source: RefSeq, a predicted model, not a curated record